ACUUUACCAACCACCAUCUCUCUCGCAUCCAAGUAUUCUAUAAAGAAACCAGACAGAGAGACAGAGAGGGGAUUUACAAUUAGAAGCAGCAGCUAAGAAAGAUGCAGAGAUUUAUAGCCAAAAGGGUAUUAUCGUCAACAAAUUCUCUGCGUUCUCAUCGCUGCUUCUCUCAACUUGCCCAAAAACAAACCUCCUUCGCCGUUCAUGAUAAUGAUAUCCCUGUUCCCAAACUACCCCCAUUCGAUUAUUCCCCUCCUCCUUACACUGGUCCUUCCGCCGACCUAAUCUUGGCUAAACGCAAACAAUAUCUCAGCCCUUCUUUGUUUCACUUCUUCAGUAAACCCUUAAACGUGGUUGAUGGAAAGAUGCAGUAUCUAUUCGAUGAGAACGGCCGUAGAUACCUUGAUGGUUUUGGAGGUAUUGCUACGGUGUGUUGCGGCCAUUGUCAUCCUGACGUGGUUGAUGCAAUUGUCAAACAAGUCAACCGUAUACAGCACUCUACUGUUCUUUACCUCAAUCAUGUCAUUGCUGAUUUCGCCGAGGCCUUAGCCUCCAAAAUGCCUGGAAACCUUAAAGUGGUGUUUUUUACGAAUUCCGGGACGGAGGCGAAUGAACUGGCGUUGAUGAUAGCAAGAUUGUAUACGGGUUGUCAAGAUAUAAUAUCGUUGAGGAAUGGUUAUCAUGGGAAUGCAGCUGGGACUAUGGGGGCUACAGCACAGUCUCUUUGGAAAUUUAAUGUUAUUCAGAGUGGAGUCCAUCAUGCAUUGAACCCAGAUCCAUACAGAGGAGUAUUCGGUUCAGAUGGAGAGAUGUAUGCAAAAGAUGUCCAAGAUAUUAUUGACUUUGGGACUUCUGGUCAUGUUGCUGGAUUUAUAUCUGAAGCUAUCCAGGGAGUGGGAGGAAUUAUAGAAUUGGCCCCGGAUUACUUGCCUGCGGCUUAUAAAAGUAUCAAGAAAGCAGGAGGCCUUUGUAUUGCUGACGAGGUUCAGGCUGGGUUUGGACGCACGGGGAGUCAUUUCUGGGGAUUUGAGGCCCAGGGUGUUGUUCCUGACAUUGUGACAAUGGCAAAGGGGAUUGGGAAUGGCAUUCCUCUUGGUGCUGUGGUGACCACCCCCGAAAUUGCAGAAGUCUUGACUCGUCGUUGUUACUUCAACACAUUUGGAGGAAAUCCUUUAUGUACCGCUGCGGGUCUGGCAGUUUUGAAAGUGAUCGAGAAAGAAAAUCUUCAGGAAAAUGCACUAGUGGUGGGGUCCCAUCUGAAAAAGAGACUGACUGAACUCAAGGAUAAAUAUGAAAUCAUUGGAGAUGUGAGGGGAAAAGGAUUGAUGCUCGGUGUUGAACUUGUAACUGACCGCCAACAGAAAACUCCAGCAAAGGCUGAAACUCUGCAUGUAAUGGAGCAGAUGAAAGAACUGGGGGUCUUGAUUGGGAAAGGCGGAUUCUAUGGCAACGUUUUUAGAAUUACACCUCCGCUAUGCUUUACUAAAGAAGAUGCAGAUUUCCUUGUGGAUGCGAUGGAUUACACAAUGUCAAAGAUGUGAAGUCUGCAGCUAUAAUGUAGAUAUAGAUGUCUAUCCGGUCAUUCACAAGCUGGUCCUACUGGUUGAUCAUAUGCUUUACAUUUUGAGUGAAAAACUAUGAAUGCAUAAAUAGGUUUCUACCUUGAAUAAUUUGCUAGGACUUAGUUAACGAUGAGUCAACCGCUCGUUGUCUCUUGGGAACCUCUCUUUGGGUUCUUACUUAAAUAAUUUGCAUGAAUGUUUCUUUCUUUGGUUGGAAAAA
This is a messenger RNA of Populus trichocarpa (black cottonwood), 1782 nucleotides long. RefSeq names its product alanine--glyoxylate aminotransferase 2 homolog 2, mitochondrial. The coding region runs from base 102 to 1541 and encodes 479 amino acids. Gene Ontology annotation, cellular component: mitochondrion. The record is from RefSeq and is a predicted model, not a curated record. Gene Ontology annotation, molecular function: pyridoxal phosphate binding; transaminase activity. The transcript has 9 exons. Lineage: Eukaryota; Viridiplantae; Streptophyta; Magnoliopsida; Malpighiales; Salicaceae.